Messenger RNA from Patella vulgata (common limpet), 4844 nucleotides. Its product is annotated as trichohyalin. The coding region runs from base 51 to 1376 and encodes 441 amino acids. The record is from RefSeq and is a predicted model, not a curated record. The transcript is spliced from 13 exons. Lineage: Eukaryota; Metazoa; Mollusca; Gastropoda; Patellidae. Gene Ontology annotation, biological process: smoothened signaling pathway.
GUAAACAGCUGGAACUUUAUAAUUUAAAAAAGCAGCAUGAGAAGCAAGCCAUGAUAUCCAGGUUGCAACAAAAACUAGCUCAAAGAAUGAUGAAAUUAGAAGAAGAAGAACAGCUAGAGAGAGCUGAGGAACAGAAAUUACGAAACCAACAAUCUCACAUGAUGGAAAUGGCCAUCUCAUCUAAUAUAGAAUUAACUCAGGAAGCUAAGCAGAAAGUACUGGAUCAACAUGAUCAAAAUAUGGAAGCCAUGAAUAACCAGUUACAGCAGAGUAAACUACGACAAAUGAAAAGCUUGGAAUUAAAGCUGUGUCAGAGAAGAACCAAACUUGCGGAACUGGAGAAAAAAGAGGCGGAUAUUCGACAUCAUCCACGUGAUAUGAGCAGCAAGGAACGAGACAAAUUGCUCAAUAAACUUGAUACAGAAAUAAGUGAAGAAGAAAAAAAGUUAAAAGAACAUCGUGAAAAGGCUAUCGAAGAUCUGAAACGACAAUUAGCAGCAGAAACGGAGGAAGCUCUGAAAUUACAGGAAGAAGAAGUUGGUCAGUUAAUUGGCAGACUUCAGGUGGGACAAGCAAGAAGGAAGGCCAUUUUAUUAAAACAGGACAGAACAUUACAAGAACUACAGGAUCAGUUGGAACGUAAGGUGAUCGAAGGUGGAGAUUUACCUAAAACAAUGACAGAUCAGCUGAUACAAGAACAUUAUAAUCAGGUCUCUUACCUCAACCAACAAAUACAACGAUCUCGUGAAGAGCAGGAAGAAAAUCUACGAGAAAAAAUACAAGCAAAAAAAUAUAAACGUGAAAGAGAAUUAGAAGAACAAUUAGAAGACGAAGCAGAAGAAGAAUUUAAGAUACAAAGUCUUCAUGGAAAGGGAUUUGCGAGUCAUGUAUUAACGAAGUCAUUGUUAGAACAGAGACAUCGUAAGAUGAUGGGUGAUCUAGAACAGGAGAUGAAAGUUGAGUUACAGAAAAACAGAGAUGAUAUCAAUCAACAGAUGGAAACCGAAUUACAAACAGAAUUAAAGGGUCAGAAACAACAGUUAUUAACCCAGUUAGCUGCUAUCAGUAAUUUAUCACCCAGUGAAAUACAGAAUGUUGUAGAACAUGCUGUUAUAGACUUAGGAGAAAGUGAGAAAACAGCGAAAAAGUUAGUGAAAGAUUUACGACAAGAAAUCAAGCGUGCCAAAACAUCUUUAGGAAUGGAUGAAGAAGAGGAGGAUUAUGGUUAUCAAAGAUCACGAUCAGAUAUAGGAAGUCUUCAAUAUGGUGAUGCAACAGAACUUACUCGAUCAAACAAAAACAAACAGAAGCGUUUUUCACGGACACCAAAACCAGCUUACUAUGAUGUGGAAUCAGAGGAUGAAGAUGGAUUCUAAAAAAGGUUAUUAAAAUCUCAAGGUCAGCGAUUCAUCCAGCAUAACUUGAGUGAUUUUUUGUAAAAUGGAUUAUAAGCAAUACAUCUAGCGUAAAACUGGAGCAAUUUUUUAUUAAAUAGACCCUAAAUUGCCCAAUCUUAUUAAAAUCGGAUUAGAAAUAAUUUUUUCGUUUUUAUUUCUGAUUAGUACACUACAUUGUAAUCUAACUAACUUGUUUAUCAUCAUAAUUUUCUACCAGAUUGAGUUCUUAUAAAAUAAACAAUAUUUGAUUCAGCGUAUCUGAAUGGGAUUGAGAAGCUUGUAGCGUAUGUAAAGCCCUGCUCCCUGUAUGUAAAAGUAUUGUUAAAUUUAUGGAUUAUAACCAUAUAAAUACACUUAAAUCUAAUAUGAUAGAUAUAUUUUUAUGACUGUUGAUAAUUUAUUUUUAAAUAUUUAUGUCCAGACGUAGAGGUGUCUAAAUCAGUGACGUCCAGAAAAUGGAUCCCUAUUAUAUUGUAUAGUUAGCCUUUUGGGUAAUCAUCAUCAAAAUGUACAUAAAUCUUUUUCAAAUUAGUCGUAUUAAUUGUAUAUUUAUAUAUAAAUAAAAAUAUAAAUUGCUGAUAUAUUUUCUGUAUAUACAGGGUUUGUUAAAAAUGUAUAUUUAGUUACAUUGUAUUGUAAAUUAUUAAUUGCACUUGAGAACAAAUAGAUCGAUUUUUAAAGGCUAAAUGUACAACCUAUCAAGCAUAAAACAGAUCUUCUUAGCUGACAAGUGAUGCUUGCUUAUUCGCUGGAUGAAUAAAAUACCUAGGUCCACCUCAGGGAUGCUAUUUUGCCUGUAUAUUCCGGACAAGUACUCCACUAUUUUCCAAAUGUCCGACCUUGAAUGCAUGAAUAAUAUUCAAACUUCCAAUAUUAUUUGACUGAACUGGGUAUAUAACAGUGGCAUAUACGUGAAAGAAUCCUUGGCAUUUGGAAGGUGGAGACGAUUAGGCGUAAAUGCUGCUCUUGAAAUCAAAUUUUCCUACUUUGCAUUACAACUAAGCAAAACAUAUUUCACAAUUCUCAAGCCUUCCAUCAGGAUUAGAAUCCAUCUUUUGUAAAAUAUACAAAUUUAGUGCUCAAUGUCCGAAUCCUUUAUGAAAUUGUAAUUGUUCUGGACAGGGUUAAGACUGCUGAUCAUCGUUUGUAUUUUUCGGACAAUAUCACCAUAGGCACAAAGGGGACAAUUUCACCAUAGGCACCGGGGGACAAUAUCACCAUAGGCACAAGGGGGACAAUAUCACCAUAGGCACAGGAGGACAAUCUCAGUUGGGUGGGGGUGGGGGGGCUGAGUCUGUUUGACCGGAAAUUUUCCACUGGAAUUUUCAGAAUGAAUCAAAGAGCACAUUAGAUGAGAAAACUAAAUUGCAUGUACAGUAGAAUCUGCAUUAUAGCCAGUGGUUACUACAUACACUUUACGGCAAGUUCACAUCAAUCUGAUUAAAAGUAAUUUAGCUAUCUUCACUCAAAGUCGAAAAUAUAGACCUCCUGUAAUUUCCACACAGCUGUGAUAGUUGUUUAUUUAUAAUUAAUUACACAAUUACACAACAAUAUAAAUUUACAAUAUGUUAAGCAAAAAACAACUUUAUGUUCCCCAUUCUCUGAUGUUUGUUCCCGAAAAAUGGAAAUACAUUGUCCGCAAAAUGGAUGGUUCACUGAAUAUGGGGAGGCUGCAGUCCCCCGACUCCUACGCCUAUGAAUGUCACACGUUCGUUUAUGUUAAAAAAAAUUGCAUUUUCAAAUAAUAUCACAGCUUCGUUCAUGAUAAAAAUACUUAUAUUGAUUAUUCAAGAGCUAAAUCUGCUUAUUGCAAGUCUUUCUUUAGGUCUGAAAUGUUAUCUAAAUUAUUAAUUAGACAUUUAUUAACAUGACAAGACCAUAAUCAACUCACAAUGCCAUCUGAUGUGUCCAGUUUUCAUUAGAUUUGAAUCUGAUCUGACAUUCAAAGGCUGUAAUGAUUAACCAUAAAAAUGAAUAAUCGAGACUUUGUUUAUUAUCGUAACAAUGACAAUCAAGGCUACAAUGUUAUUAAAAUGAGUAUUUCUCGGCUCAUGGUAAAGUAAUUUGACCGAGAUUUUCAGCAUAUUCCUGAUCAUUAUCUAUUUUUUAACUAUUACAGCGAGAACUGUUUAGCUCUUUAUCAAAUCUUCCAUAAUUCCCCUUUAACAUAAUUUACUUAAGAAACCAAAAUAUCAACAGUAGCUGAUAAUCUCCCGGGUUGGAUUUAAUUGAAUUAACAAAAUACUCAUUAAAAAACUUUACCCAAAGAUUCUAGAUGGUGUUGCCUAGUUUAUAUUAAUUGCAAUGAAUGCUAAAUGUUUUAAAUUAAUAAAUACAACAAAUGUUGUGGAAUUUUGAUAUAUUUUACUAAACGGAACUGAACUGAACCAUUUUCAGGCUGAUGUUCCUUUUAGAGAAUUUACAAUAUUUUACUUUGAAAGGGAUUAAAAAACCCUCAAAUGAAGAUCAGCGGCUUUAACUAGUUCAUGACCUAUAAAAGAUGGUAAUUCAGGGUUUUACUCUGCUUUUUGUUUGUUUUGUUGAUUUGAUUUGAUUUAUAAACUGUUUCAGGGAUUUUAUAUUUUAGUAUAUUAAUACUGUACAUUUAUAAAAUUGUUUUAGUAUAAUGUUACUGUAUAUUUUAGUAUAUUGUUACUGUAUUUUAGUAUAUUGUUACUGUAUAUUUUAGUAUACCCAUACUGUUACUGUAUAUUUUAGUAUAUUGUUACUGUAUUUUAGUAUAUUGUUACUGUAUAUUUUAGUAUACCCAUACUGUUACUGUAUAUUACAGUAUAUGGUAUACUUUAGUAUAUUGUUACAGUACCGUAUGUUACAGUAUGCUGAAUAUUUUAGUACCAGUAUACCGGUACUAUUAGUGAAUAUUAGAAUAUGUUGUUAUUGUAUAUUUUAGUAUAUUGUUACUGUGACUUGUUACUGUAUAUUAUGUCGCGUGGUUCCCUAAUUUCAUAGUAAAUUGGAGGUAUUAUUGUGAUUUGCUUAUUUCUGGUAUUACUGUAUCAUUCUUUCUUUCUUUUUGUGGAAGUGGGCUUAUAAACAGUAAGCCAAAAUAAUUUGCAUUUUAAGCUGCAAUAUAUAAUAAUUUCUGUCCAAACCAUUACCACCAUUUUGAUUGUAAAAAAUUUCUGUGAAACCCAGAGCAUAGUUAAAAGGCUUAAAAGUGGUGCCACAAAAUUCAACAUCCUUGCUUAGUCAGCAGUCAAUUGGAUUUAGAAUUUACCGACAAUUAAAGCCCUUGUUGAUAUGAUAAUGUCCAUCAUUUCACCCACAGACUCAAUGCACCUAUAACUUUCUUAAUGUAUAAUAUUUUUUUAUUAUUUGUUAUAAAUUGAAUGUUUAAUAAUUUUAUAUUACUGUGAUAUAUUCAUUCUAUUUAUACAUAUUUUUAUUUUAUUUUAUAAUAGGAAUAAAUAUUAUACAAAUACUUAA